AUGGGUUCUUGGAUACUCAAGUUGCUGCUGCUGCAGCUUGUGCUUGUGUUGGUUCAUCAUGCUGAUUCAGGUUCUGUCGUCAGAUAUCUUCCCGGUUAUGAAGGCCCUCUUCCUUUUGAGCUUGAAACCGGGUACAUUGGUGUUGGCGAGGCAGAGGAAGAUCAAAUGUUUUACUACUUCAUCAAAUCUGAGAGGAACCCAGAGGAAGACCCUCUUCUUGUCUGGUUAACUGGUGGACCUGGCUGCUCUUCUUUUUCUGGCCUUGUUUAUGAAAAUGGGCCUCUUGCUUUCAAGGUUGAGGCCUACAAUGGAAGUAUCCCUUCCUUGGUCUCUACUACAUAUUCUUGGACCAAGGUGGCGAAUAUAAUCUAUUUGGAUCAGCCUGUUGGGACUGGCUUCUCCUACUCAAGAAAUCCAUUUGCUGAUCUACCAAGUGACACAGGAGCAGCUAAAAGGGUCCAUGAGUUUCUUGGUAAGUGGCUAGCCAAGCAUCCUGAGUAUUUCUCCAAUCCUUUCUAUGUCUCCGGAAACUCUUAUUCCGGUAAGGUGAUUCCGACCAUCGUUCAAGAAAUCUCAAAUGGAAAUCUUGUAUGCUGCAAACCUCAAAUAAAUCUUCAGGGUUAUGUUCUCGGAAAUCCGGUUGCAGACACUGAUCAACAUCAUAACUCUCGCAUUCCAUUUGCUCAUGGAAUGGCACUCAUCUCUGAUGAACUCUAUGAUUCAAUGAAGAGAAGCUGUGGAGGAAUUUAUUUUAACGUGUUUCCUCUUAACACAGAUUGCUUGAAAUUAGUUCAAGAGUUCAAGAAGUGUGUUUUUAGAAUAUAUGAAGAACUUAUUCUAGAAUCAAAUUGUGACAUUACAUCUCCUGAUUGCUAUACGUAUCGGUAUUUGCUAUCCGAAUAUUGGGCUAAUGACGAGAGCGUACGCAGAGCACUUAAUGUUGUGAAGGGGACAAAAGGGAAAUGGGAACGAUGUGAUUAUAAUGUGCGUUGCAAUAAAGAUAUAAGAAGCAGCAUACCAUACCAUAUGAAUAACAGUAUUCAAGGCUAUCGAUCUCUCAUCCUCAGCGGUGAUCACGAUAUGACAAUCCCUUUCGUUGCAACUCGAGUAUGGAUAAGAUCUCUCAACUAUUCCAUUACUGAGAAGUGGAGGCCAUGGAUGAUACUCGAUAAAGUCGCUGGAUACACCAAGACUUAUGCAAAUAAGAUGACAUUUGCUACUGUGAAGGGAGGCGGGCACACGUUAGAGUAUAAACCAGAGGAGAGCUCAAUCCUGUUCAAGAGGUGGAUAAGUGGCCAACCUCUGUAA
Messenger RNA from Eutrema salsugineum, 1308 nucleotides. RefSeq names its product serine carboxypeptidase-like 14. Lineage: Eukaryota; Viridiplantae; Streptophyta; Magnoliopsida; Brassicales; Brassicaceae. The transcript is spliced from 14 exons. Gene Ontology annotation, biological process: proteolysis; secondary metabolic process. The record is from RefSeq and is a predicted model, not a curated record. Gene Ontology annotation, molecular function: serine-type carboxypeptidase activity; acyltransferase activity, transferring groups other than amino-acyl groups. Bases 1 to 1308 code for a protein of 435 amino acids.